Messenger RNA from Diabrotica balteata, 786 nucleotides. The record is from the annotation of a GenBank genome assembly. Lineage: Eukaryota; Metazoa; Arthropoda; Insecta; Coleoptera; Chrysomelidae.
AUGCGUUGUGCAGUAUUUGGUUGUUCCUCUGAUAACCAGAGCAAGCGAAAUCCUUGCCCUAACACGAGGUUUUUUCGUUUCCCUAAAGAGGAAAAUCUAAUAAAGCAAUGGGUGCACGCUACCGGUAGGAAAGAUAAAUUUAACUCAAAGACGGCUUCUAUUUGUUCAAAGCAUUUUGCCGAGACUGACUUUUAUACAAAUCUUAAGCAUCAACUGCUGAAUUAUCGCCCGAAAAAUUAUCGGGGCUUGAAAAAAGAUGUUGUUCCCAACAAGAAUUUGCCCACGAUGAAACCUGAAGUUUCUAGGAUAGGCCACGGUAGUGCAUUAAAAAAAAGCCAAAGAAAACAAGUCAUUGAUGAGUUAUUAAGCAGCGAAUGUGAAGAUUCUGGAGGUAACGUUAAACAAGAGGGCAUUGAAGAUAACUCUCAAAAUUUUACUCAGGGUAAUGGCUUUAGCAAUAAUGCUGCAGAGAAAAGCACACAAAAUGUUUCCAACAAGAAUUUGCCUAUGGUGAAACUUGAAGUCUUUGAUGAAUUAUUAAGCAGUGAAUGUGAAGGUUUUUUGGCUAACAUUAAACAAGAAGUCCUUGAAGAUAACUCUCAAAGUUUUAUUCGGGGUAAUGGUUUUAGCAAUAAUGCUGCAGAGAAAAGCACACAAACAGUACCACUAAUGAACCAGAAUCAAGAAUUGAUUAAUGAAAUUUUACUUCUAAAGCAACAACUAAAUGCAGUAACUGCAAAGGUAUCUACAUUGGAAAAUAUUAUUUCGGCCUGGAAAAAAAAUUAA